GGAGAUUACUUGAAGAAUUAAUUGAUUUAUCUGCAACGUAUGGCGCUACCACCAAACAUUUUAGCAGGCAUAAUUCACAUUGGAAUCUACUUAUUCAUCCUUUGAACAUGUGGAAUCUUACCUGGAAUUUUUGUUAUCUUUGCCUUGUACAAAUUGGCAGAUAUUCUUCUCUGGAAGUUCUUCAAUGUCAAGAUAAUGAGGGGCACAGAUGUGAUUAUGUAUCUCGAGGAACCAAAGAACACGACUAUUUGUACAUGAGCUCUUAUUCUUGAUAAGAAUGAGAAAUCAAAGAAAGAUCUAGACGGUCAAGAUCAUUACACCCAUCUUAGAGAAAAAUAUCUUAUCAAUCAUUUUGGAGCUCACAAUGAAGUGUUUAGAUCUGUCAUGAUUGAAAAAUUUGGAAUGAAAUUUUGGAAGGUACUUCCUGAUACUCCAAAAACUAAAAAAAUUACUGGAAACAGGAUCAAAAAGAUUGAUCAUGAUAUGAAGACCGAGGAGGAUCUUGUCAAAUACCUCUUAAAGUUUUCAGAAAUCCCAAUGCCAAGGGGAGAACUGCAAUGGGACCUUCAUGUUCAUGAGAAUUACAAAGAUGACAAAAUGGUCAUGUUCGCGAGAGCUCAUCAUGGAAUUUUAGACGGGAUGGGAACCAUGUGCUUUUUAUCAUCUAUUGAUGGGAACUCUAAUAUGCCAGCCAUUCCAGAAAUGAAGGAUAUCAGCUUCUCGCUAAAAGCCUUACUAUUUGUGAUAUCUCCAAUUCUCUUUGUGUAUUCUCUAUUUAUUGACAUUUCGGUUAAAAAUGAUCCAAGUCCAUAUACCCUUAAGAGUGGAUACUCAGGAAAGAAGGCUCUGGAGAUCUCCAAGACGUAUCAUUUUGACCAAUUGAGGAAAUGCUAUAAAAGCUAUAAUAAUGCAAAGUUCAAUGAUUUUUUCGUCGGCUGAAUCGGAAAAGGAAUGAAGCAAUACGCCAAAGAACUUGGAUACCCUGAUUUCCAGACUAUUGGGGUUGGAGUGCCAGUCAAUCUAAGGCCAUUGCCAAAGGAUCUGGAGGUUCCUCUUCCACUUCAAAAUUGAAUUGGUCUUGGAGAAUGUGAAUUUCCUUGCUCUGAUGAUCUCCAAGAUGGUAUGAAAAGGGGAAGAAAAGUUCUCCAAGAUAGAUUUAAAGUAUCUCUCAUGUGGUCUUCUCAGAACAUUCAAGCAUUACUAAAGUUUAUGCCAAAUGCUUUAAAUGAUAUGUUGAUAAAGAUCUUGUCUAAAAGCGGACAGAUGGUAGUUUCAAAUAUUUCGGGAUUGAAGCAACAGAUUACAAUUGGCAAAUAUUUGAUGUCAGACUCUUAUUUCAUUACACCAAAUGUUUUUAAGGCUGGUAUAUCAAUCCUAGGAGUGACUUACAACAGCAAGUUUAGAUACUGAGUCUAUCAAGAUGCAGGCUUGGAAGCUAAAGCCAGCAAAACCAUGGAGAACAUUGAAAAAGUUAUCGAGCAAGAAAUCGAAAAAGUUAAAUAAGCUCAUACGAAACAGAGCUAUUAACAAGAUUCUGGAGCAUCAAUC
Molecule: messenger RNA, 1548 nt
Organism: Moneuplotes crassus
Lineage: Eukaryota; Ciliophora; Spirotrichea; Euplotida; Euplotidae
Source: the annotation of a GenBank genome assembly